This is a messenger RNA of Wallemia ichthyophaga EXF-994, 1365 nucleotides long. RefSeq names its product Palmitoyltransferase PFA4. The coding region runs from base 1 to 1365 and encodes 454 amino acids. Gene Ontology annotation, molecular function: palmitoyltransferase activity. The record is from RefSeq and is a predicted model, not a curated record. The transcript has 6 exons. Lineage: Eukaryota; Fungi; Basidiomycota; Wallemiomycetes; Wallemiales; Wallemiaceae.
AUGCACUCAACCAGCGACAGGAAAUCAUCUUGGACGACGUAUCUCGGUCGAUUGUGGAUAUCUCUCGUGACUGCGCUCAUCUCCUUCUUGAGCUUCUCGUUCCAGCUAUAUGGCACUUACUAUCGGCGUAGAGAUGUUGUUGUGGUGAACAUUCUCUCAUUCUUCAUCUUCUACAAUUACUUCCGAUGUACUACUACCGAUCCAGGUGGAGUGCCAGUGGAUUAUGAACCACUCCGAGACACUCAAGACACACUCGAAAACCCCGCUACGCCAAGAUAUUGUAGAUCCUGUCACGUCUAUAAACCUCCCCGCGCCCACCACUGCUCCAAAUCAGGCAGAUGUGUUCUGCGGAUGGAUCACUAUUGCCCGUGGAUGAACAACUGCAUUGGAUUCUACAACUACGGCCACUUUAUCCGAUUUCUGGUUGGCGUCAAUGUUGGCUGCGUCUUUCUCCUCUAUGUCCUGUCCAACAGGGUGCUUUACCCGACACCCGUCCCUGAUAACGCCGAAACAGCGCUGAUCGUCGCAAAUUACAUCGCCUGCCUGCUCACACUCAUCGUCGUUGGCAGCUUCUCGCUAUACCAAUUCUACGCACUCUGCACCAACACGACGACCAUCGAGUCUUGGGAAAAAGACAAGGUGGCUAAUUUAGCGCGCAGAGGACGGAUACGCGAUAUUAAAUACCCUUAUCAGCUCUCAGUGUAUGAGAACAUCUGCGCCGUGCUCGGUAAUAGACCUUGGCUAUGGCUCGUACCACAGCGCAUGCAUGGCAACGGGCUUGCUUACCCCACCGCCACAAAUUCAGGCAAGUGGGUAGAUGUUCACGUCAGAGGGAGGAGUAUUCUGCGCGAGUCGGGUGCGAGUGCAAGUAGGCGUAGGCGUGGGCAGGCACCACACGCUGCUCUUCAACUCGACGAUGGAAGCCCUGUUAACACACACGUUACACCCGACGAACACAUGCGCGGUGUUGAGUUUGAGAGUGAAAUGAGUCUUCUCGAGGACGCAGAUAGCUGGCCACCGCGUGUCGAGGGAUACGCGCACAGCUUCGAUUACAGCGACGGUGACGACGCGCCUACUAGAUUCACCCUCAACCAGUCGCCAUGGACGUACCAGACUGGCCUCAAUCCCCGCUUGACGCCCUCUUCGUCGCGGCAGAGACACAACAGACAUAUCAGACAGGGAGACGAGGGGUGGGAGGUGCAGGGUGCGACUGCCUCUCCAUAUGCAUAUGAAUUCGCGCAUGAGAACACUACAUUUGAGGAUGCGACUGGACGCUGGACCCAACGCGAUGGACGCGUCUAUCGAGUGUAUGAGGAGGAGGAGGAGGAGGAUCACGAUGACUAUGGAGGCAGUGAAGGGGAUUGA